AUGGCAGAGGACUCUGCCAGCUUCAGCGAUCCUAAUGCGCUCAGUCCCCUCAUCUGCCGGACAGAAAGUGACCCGCGCCCGGUAGUGGUGAUGACCUGCGGAAUUGCAGGGUCGGGCAAAUCAUCUAUUUCGAAGUGGAUUCAGUCAAAUCAUCCAUCCUUUCAACGCCUCUCCAUCGACUCCUAUAUCUACAGCCAUCACGGUCUCUACGGGGUAGAUUUUCCGAAAGAAAAAUACAACGACUAUCAAGAAGAAGCCGCCACAGCGUUGCGCAGUGAACUCGCGCAGCUGGUGCAACAAGGAUCCCGGGACGCCAUUCUCGACUUCGCAUUCGCCUUCCAAGAGACUCGCGAUGAGUGGAAAGAUCUGAUCGAGGAAUCAGGCGGGCGCUGGGUGCUCGUCUACCUGGACGUGGAACCGGACGAGUUGCGGCGUCGCGUGCGGGCCCGGAAUCAGCUCGCGGUGAAGGAUGGCGAUUCGGCAUUCUUGGUCACGGAAGAGACGCUGGAGAGCUUCAUUCGCGGCUUUGAGAGGCCGAUCGGGGAGGGCGAGGUCGUCUUAUGUCUUAAUGAUUUAUGA
Messenger RNA from Penicillium diatomitis, 579 nucleotides. RefSeq names its product P-loop nucleotide/nucleoside kinase family protein. NCBI's taxonomy places the organism in Eukaryota, Fungi, Ascomycota, Eurotiomycetes, Eurotiales, Aspergillaceae. The transcript has 2 exons. The coding region runs from base 1 to 579 and encodes 192 amino acids. The record is from RefSeq and is a predicted model, not a curated record.